AGAUAAGAAAUAUGUUACGUUUCUAGAAAAGGAUAGGUUAUAAAGUUGAAGGGACGAUACUAUAUUCGAUUUAAAAAUUUUAACAAAAAUCUAAGAGAAAAUGGUGUUAUUUUAAUAUAUAUCUUUCGUAAGAUUAAUAUAUAUUAUAUAUCUCAUGAAUGAUUGAACUUAUCAAAGAGAUUUCAAGGAAAGUGAUCAGUUUCUUUCCAAUCGUGGAAACGUUAACUACGCGAAAUCAUAUUCUUUAUCGCGUUGUCGCUCAUAAUCAUUAAGAAAAAUUCUCAAAGCGAAUGUUUGCGAAUAAUUUAUAAAAGUUUAAUGGAAAUUUAAAAAAGAAUCGAAAUAUUAUAAUAUUUUGUGUUUAUUUUUUACGAAGGAUUCUCAUUAAUUGUAUUGUUUAAUCGUACUUAAAAAUGAAUCGUGAAAUUCGUUGUACACGUGUCGUCUUCCUAUCUUCGAACGAUAUAUUCGAUUUAUAGAACGCACAGUUUUAUUGAUCUUCGUCAUGUUUCUCAAACGAAAACGAAAUGUCAAUGUGUCUCUGAAGAAAAAAUUAAUAUGUAAUUGAUCGUUUAAAUACACGAUAACUAUUUAUUCUUUCUUGCAUCUUAACAGAUAAUAUUUUUAAUUAAUACGAUGAUUGAUAUGAUUCGUCUGUGAGAUUUGACUGUGUCCAUGUUUCUGUGUGCGAGCGUAUAUAUAUACACACACACACACACACAUAUAUAUAUAUAUAUACAUAUAGAAUAGGUCUGUGUUAAAUUAUUAUCGUAGAGGCGUAUAUAUAAGAGAUUACUUGACCAACAAAUAGCUCCUUUUUCAAAAUAUAUAUAUAUGUAUAUAAUGAUUUAGUUUUGUUAUUGAAGCGUUUAUGUUCAAUAAGGAAAAAAACAUUAAUAAGAAAAAUGGCGUGUUCAUACGGAAAUAGCACACGCUGAUAAUCUCUGUGAUAGUAUCACAACGUGGUUGGAACUAUACCAAGAAAGAAAAAGAAAAGGACACCAUAGAUGACAAGAUAAAACGUAUAUACCUAGGCACGUCGAUUAACUUGAAUGAAAAAUAUUAAAAGAUUAGGAAUAUACCGAUUUAUGACUAGACGACUAAUAAUAGUCUUCGCUUUUCAUCGUUGAACGUACGCUAACUCUUUCAGGAAGUUUUCUUUAAAUUAAUCGUCUAAUUGUAUGAUCUUUUCCAACUACCAGUGAAUAUUUUGAUAAGAAAACGAAAUUCGACGAUUAUCAAGCUACAAGUUUGACGAAAACAUUUCUACGGAAUUAUGCAUAAUUCAUCGUAUUCGUUGGUGCCGUUAAUUAUAAGACUCCUUUUAAUAUCGAGAUUGAUUAUCGUCGAAGGUUUAUUGCCCGUUAUUCAUUCUAUUACAUUGAACGAGAUUAUUAUACCAAAAGAAUACCAAAAUCUACCUUUGAUAGCGAAAUGUUGUUCGAUGGAUCAAAUUUUAAUUCGAAAUAAAGAUCAAAGUCCAAAAUGUGUCCCUUCGAACUAUUAUUCGGUCUCAUCGUUCUCACCGCUUUUUUGCAAAUUCAAUUCGUCUGGUACUUGGUCUUUGGGCGAAGAAGCUAAUCGUUUUGUUGCACUCAUUGGUUAUCCUUGUCGUUAUGAAAGUUUCGACAUAAAUACGGAAAAUGAUACGUAUUAUCUUUUACGAAAUGGCUCGAUAUAUUUUCCUUUAUAUGAGCAUUCCAUGCUAAUGCCUGGUAUAAAUUAUUGCAUGGAUGUAACACCAACGUUAAAUCUUGUUACUGUGGUGUGCUCUUCUAUAGAUAGUAAAAUAUUGAUGGCAGGCACACAGAUAAUUUGUUAUGCCUGCGGACUUAUAAUAGCUGUAUCAUUUCUAAUCCUGACCAUAGUAGCUUAUUCGAUAACGCCUAAAUUAAGAGACGUCUAUGGUAAAAUACUUCAUCACUAUUGCGGAUGUCUCGCAUUAGCAUUUAUUAUUUUAGCGAUUACACAACUCGGUGGUGUACAUUGGACGAGUGAUACGUGCAUGGCCAUUGCCUUCGUCGUACAAUUCUCGUUCGUCGCAUGUUAUUUCUGGUUGAACGUGAUGUGUAUCGAGACAUGGUCGUUAAUACAAAAUCACGUUCAUCAUGAUGCCUAUCAAAGAAUAAAACCUAAUGUACUCUUUUUUUAUUACUCGAUAUGGGCUUGGGGAUCUUCGGGCAUUCUUAUUCUUGUAUCACUAAUAAUGGAUCUAAAUCCGACGAUACCGACGAUAUAUAUAAAGCCAAACUUCAUUAGCGAAAACGACAGCUGUUGGUUUAAACCGGACAGUAAAACUAUGCCAUACUUUUUCGUUCCAAUUGGAUUUCUCUUGCUAAUCAAUUUAAUAUUCUUUAUCCUAACGGGAAUUACGAUAAGCCGAUAUCAAAAAGAUCUGGCACUUAGACGAUUAAUCAUAAAUCAAGAAUCCGUACGGCAAGAACAAAUGGUAUUUUAUAAUUUGAAGAAAACAUUUAUGAUCUGCAUAGUAUUAUUUCUCUUUAUGACCUUAACUUGGGCCUUGGAAUUGAUAUCUUGGUGGACCAAUAUUUAUUUCUUCGAUUGGUUAACUUUGGAUCUAGUGAAUAUAUUGCAUGGUGUUUUUAUAUUCAGCCUUUUCGUACUUCGUCAACCGAUUAGAGGUUUAAUUUGGUUUAGGAUAAAAGAAUUUCGUAAUUUCGAUAAAAAAUCGAUAAUUUCGAUUCCAAUCACUAAUCAAUAUUCCUAAUUUUAAUCUUCUUACAGUUACAAAUGAACGAUAAGAUUUGUUAAACGAUUAAACGAUAAUAUGACGGUAACAUGUAUGAAGAUUAUUUGUUAAAUAUGCUUAAUCAUUGAUUUUAUUCAAUUGUAAUAUGCAUAAGGUUUAAAUUUAAAACAAUUAAUUAGAUAUAAUAUGUAUUAAUAUAAUUUGAAAUUCUAUUAUACAGGUGAAUUAAUAGAGAAAAGGUUAGAUCUUCAACGAAUAAUCUCAAAUUUGUCGACAUGCAUAUGAUAGAUUUUUAUAAGAAUUAAUUGAUUUAUUUAUAUUAUUUAAUAGAAAGAAAUACGUCGUAAUAAUGGCUUCUAACUUUCGAUGUGUGUAGUUUGUAUAAAAAAAAAAAAAGAAAAAAAAAAUACACACACACAUCGGCAAAAUAUAAUAUGAAUAUAUAAUGUAAAGAAAAUGUAAAUUCCUAUUUCUUGAAAAUUAUUGAGUUUUACGUAUAUCUGUUAUCUUAGAAGAAAUUAUGAAUUGAAUUUUAUAACAUAAUACGUGAGAAGAUUCUUUUCAUAAAAGUAAGAUUAAAAAAAAAAAAAAGAAAACAAGAAAAAAGAGAAAAAGAACAUUCUAACAUUAUCAAUAGCUUAGUGAAUAACACUUCGUUAAA
Molecule: messenger RNA, 3371 nt
Organism: Vespa crabro (European hornet)
Lineage: Eukaryota; Metazoa; Arthropoda; Insecta; Hymenoptera; Vespidae
Product: G-protein coupled receptor Mth2-like
Exons: 6
Coding region: 1277-2728 (483 amino acids)
Biological process (GO): cell surface receptor signaling pathway; G protein-coupled receptor signaling pathway
Cellular component (GO): membrane
Molecular function (GO): G protein-coupled receptor activity
Source: RefSeq, a predicted model, not a curated record